CUCCUGCCAGAUGGAAGGGGCACAAACCUGGAUGAGAGGGGUCGGCUACAAUCUUCUUAGUGUUCUUUUUCAAAGCCACUUGAGCUUCAUGUUGCCUAAGGGUGCUGUACCCAUACAGGUCUGUUUGCCAUCUACCGUGUCCUUAAGGACUUGCCCUACAAACCACAUACUGUAUAGUGGUCCUAAAUCUUUGUUAAUAAUUUACUUACUUUAUUGUCCCAUUGUUUCACCUUGGACUAAAAUAUGAGAUUACAUUCAGUAUUAAUCAGGGCAGAGACUGGCUGAUGGAGUCAUAUUCACCGAAACAGAAGUCUUGUUUUAUGCAGUUUUACAGUAUAUUUUACACUAUUUUGAAGAGAUUUUUGUUUAUUUAACACAUGGAUAUUUGCAUGACAACCUUGUAGAAGCUUGCAAAAUACAAAAUCUUUUAAUAUAACCAGAUAUUUGUACCCCCCACGCUUGACAGGAAAUAUCUGUAUGAUGUGCUAUAGUUAUACUAUGUAAAACAAAUGUAAAGAGGGAUGUGAGUCAUUUUCAACAGUGGGGCAUUUGUGUGAUGACCUUUUAAAUAAAGACAAAAUACAGUUUCCCAAGAUAACCAGAUAUGGGCGCCUCCCCCCACCCCCACAUACCCGUACGGUCCUACAACAAUGGCUUUGUCUCUGACAGACAAUGUGUAGUGUUGUCCAAGAAACGUAACUGCAUAAUGACCCCCCCCAUCGAGCCUCCCUUUAAUUACCCAGCAUGCACCACUGUCCUCUGCUAAAUGGCCCCUUUUGUUUUAGUCCUCCCCACCACCUUAGUUGACAUCCACACUUGUUGUGCCUGUGUGAUCAGUUAAACAGCAUCAAGUAUCAUGUUCUAUCCCUGUUUCAGACUGUUGGAUAUGCCUCUUCACAUCAAUGGAUUGCAUGUUUAUUGAGAUUCUUUCAGUGAAGCUGAGGAGCAGAAAGUGGGGGUCUGACUUGCAAGGUGCAGGUCAUCCUGGGACCGCCACCUGGAUCCUUGCCAAAAGAGUAUUAAUAUAUAUCCAUAUAACUUCAUAAAGAAAGACUUUUCUUUCUAUAGCAUUUCAAGUAGCCUAUGUUACAUAUUAAGCUGCUGCCAUACUUACUAAUAUUGGUUCACAGCAUGUUUGUAGAAAUAUAAUCUGCAAUAUUGGUAUUUAAUUUAGUUAUUGGAGAGUUUUCUAUUAGUUUCUGAAGUAUGAAUGAGUUGACUAUAAACACUAAAAGUCUAUUAUAAAUCAUUGUCCUGCUGUUGUUUAUUCACUUAAGAGGGGCAUAAUAGUAACACAACCCAAAGGUUAUUGUAAUUUACGACACGGCUGCUAUGGUUUAUAUUACUUUGACCUCCGUGAUGACUGGUAAAAAAUGAGCUUAACUAAAGGCUGUAAAAAGGGGCUGGAUUGUGAUCUUAUCAUUGAGGUCUCAAUGCUUCACAGGCUCUGAAUGAAGCUUCCCAGUAAACUGACCCCCGAGCAGCUGAUCGCAGCGCACAGUGCGCGUAGUCAUCAGUGAGCCCGCAGCGUGUCGGCAUCUGGAGCGCACUGACGGAUUAUUGGACCGAUGUUUUGUUGAGGAUCUACUGAAUGUUUGUUUGGCUGCUGUUUCAGAGGCUCUUGGUUCAAGCUAUCGAUGGAGAGGCAGGCGGUGCAGCGGGCCAAGGAGGCCUUCCUGAGCGGCAGGACUCGGCCUCUGGAGUUCAGACUGCAACAGCUUCAUGCCCUGCAGAGGCUGAUCACCGAGAAUGAGGCUGAGAUCUCCACUGCUCUCAAACAGGACAUCAACAGGAGCCAGUAUGACACACCGCUCUUGGAGCUGAUUGGCAUCGACACCGAGAUCAAACUGGCUUUGGAGAAACUGGCAGAGUGGGCGGCCCCACGGCCUGCAGAGAGGAACCUUCUCACCAUUUCAGAUGAGGUCUACAUCCUUCCGCAGCCUCUAGGGGUGGUGCUCAUCAUCGGGGCCUGGAACUACCCAUGGGCCCUCACACUGCUGCCCCUGGUUGGAGCCAUUGCUGCUGGCAACGCAGCUGUGGUGAAGCCGUCAGAGCUCAGUGAAUACUCGUCUCUCCUCCUCCGGGCUCUGCUGCCUCGCUAUCUGGACAAGGAUCUGUACCCGGUUAUAACUGGUGGAGUGUCAGUGACACAGGAGCUGCUCAGGCUCAGAUUCGACCACAUCUUCUACACCGGCAGCAGCGCUGUGGGUAAACUGGUGAUGGAGGCUGCGGCUCGCCACCUGACCCCAGUUACCCUGGAGCUGGGAGGGAAGAGCCCCUGCUACAUCGACAAGGACUGUGACAUCAGGGUCGCCUGCCGACGUAUAACAUGGGGAAAGUUUGUGAACUGCGGUCAGACGUGCAUCGCUCCAGACUUCAUCCUGUGUGAACCCUGCAUCCAAGGCCGAGUGGUGGAAUGCCUCCGACAAACUCUACUGGAAUUUUAUGGCGCUGAUCCCAAAAGCUCGCCAGACUAUGGGAGAAUCAUCAACCAGCGCCAUUUCCUCAGAGUCAUGGGUCUGAUGGAGGGUUACACCCCUGUGGUGGGAGGACAGAAUGAUGCCUCACAGCGGUACAUUGCCCCAACAGUGCUAAAGGACGUGCCCCCCCACUCCAGGCUGAUGCAGGAGGAGAUUUUUGGCCCCUUGCUGCCCAUAGUGGCUGUGAGUGACAUGGAUGACGCCAUCCGCUUCAUCAACGAGAGAGAGAAACCUCUGGCACUUUACAUCUUCUGCUCUGAUAAGAAGGCAACAAAACGGAUGAUUGAGGAGACCACGAGCGGAGGAGUGACUGUCAAUGACGUUAUGAUGCACUACACACUCAGCUCACUCCCAUUUGGUGGUGUCGGUCAGAGUGGUAUGGGCCACUACCAUGGUAAACAUACCUUUGAUCAGCUGAGCCACCAGAGAGCGUGCCUGGUUCGCUCUCUGCGGAUGGAGAAUGUCAACUUGGCCCGCUACCCUCCUCAGGACCGCCGGAGGGCGCGUAGGGUGCAAAUGGCCCUCAGGUCACCCAUGAUCGACAUGUCCAAAAGGACGUUUGUCUGGGCGGUCACUGCCACCAUCAUCGGCUUGGGCCUGUUCGUCACCCUUCUCGUCGUACUGCUCAUCGCGUCAGGCCUUAACUGUACUUGCUGGUACUGGAGAGGCUUUUAUAACUAGAGGAACUGUAACUUCCGUUUGUAAAAUCUAUCCAAAGAAGAAGUGCCUGUUGCAACACUUACCAUGUAAACACCACAUUUGAAUCCGGUUUUGUAUAAAGAUUUUGUUGACGUUAUUGCUUGUGGUCAGAAGUAAAAAUGAAAGUAUGAAAUAAUAAUUAUAAAAUGUAAACCUAUGAAUUUGUGAGAAAAGGUAAAAAGGAGUGAUGGCUUGAUCAGUAGUAACAGAAUUUGACGUUAAAUUAAAUUCAGGAUGCCGCCACAGUUGCUGGGUUCUAUUUCUCGCAUUUACAACUUUCACAGACACACACACACACACACACACACACACACACACACACACACACACACACACACACACACACACACGCACACAUUCAUCUAUUUUUUAUAUUUUAGCAGGACAUACAUUUCUAUUUUUUUGUAUCGUUGGAAAGUAAUCUGUACACCCAAAAAAAUAUGACAUGAUAUGGUUACUGGCAAUAAUCAAAACUAAUCGAAAAAGUAUUUAAAAAAGGAAUCCAAUCCAAGAGAUAUUUAGUAAAUCUAAAUCAAUUUCACGAGAAAAAUGUAUUAAUGUGUAUUUAAUGUGUAAUUUAUAUUUACUGAAUAUUUGGGUGAAAUUGAUUUAUAAUUAAUGAAUAUUUGACUGAUAUUAAUUUGACUAUUUAUAUAAAAUUGGUUUAUAUUUACUGUAUACUGGAGUGAAGUUGAUUUGUAAUUACAGAAUAUUUGGGUGAAAUUCAGUGUUACGUGGUAAUACUAAUCUGGAUAAAAUUGAAUUUGAUUUACUGAAUCAAAUAAACUAUCAACUCACACUAA
Gasterosteus aculeatus aculeatus (three-spined stickleback) is the source of this 3982-nucleotide messenger RNA. Its product is annotated as aldehyde dehydrogenase, dimeric NADP-preferring. The record is from RefSeq and is a predicted model, not a curated record. Gene Ontology annotation, biological process: aldehyde metabolic process. Gene Ontology annotation, molecular function: 3-chloroallyl aldehyde dehydrogenase activity; aldehyde dehydrogenase (NAD+) activity. NCBI's taxonomy places the organism in Eukaryota, Metazoa, Chordata, Actinopteri, Perciformes, Gasterosteidae. Gene Ontology annotation, cellular component: cytoplasm.